Chaetomium fimeti is the source of this 3292-nucleotide messenger RNA. Its product is annotated as peptidase S8/S53 domain-containing protein. Gene Ontology annotation, molecular function: serine-type endopeptidase activity. The record is from RefSeq and is a predicted model, not a curated record. The coding region runs from base 490 to 3147 and encodes 885 amino acids. NCBI's taxonomy places the organism in Eukaryota, Fungi, Ascomycota, Sordariomycetes, Sordariales, Chaetomiaceae. Gene Ontology annotation, cellular component: trans-Golgi network; Golgi membrane. The transcript has 2 exons. Gene Ontology annotation, biological process: protein processing.
GACUGCCUGCAGAUUGCGAGGCCACAUCCCGUGUAACGCUUGGCGACUCUCCAUCUCGGGACGUGGCUGACACUGCAACUCCAAGGCCACCUCUCCAUUACCUACGACACACAAAGGCCAUCGUUUUGAAAAGAGGAUUUUUUUUGGGUCCGGCAGUUGAAUGUGUAAUCCACUGCGGGACUCGGAGAGUUUGGAAAGUUGGAAGUUUUGAAACAGUGGGUUGACCUCCUUUUGCACCGGGCUUGUGCACUCGCCACAGGUCCUUGGCUCAAUUCGAGUUGCAACCGACCUACUUGCGACUCUGCGACGCCUUCGUCGCAACCCGCCUUCCACCCUACCGCGCCACCGUCGUCUUGACAGGAACAAAAGACGCUACAACAACCGGCUUUCAAAUCGCCCCUAUAUGUACGCUCAUUCGAUCCGUAACCGACUCUUCUCAUACCCGCGCCGGGUUCAACGCCAGGCCCUCGCCCUCGACCUCCCAACACGAUGAAGAUCUGGUCAGGUGCGACGCUGCUGGGUCUUGCCGCCCUCGCGACAGCUACACACGUUCUCCCGCGGAACUGGGAAUCAAACGACUACUAUGUGCUCCAUCUCGAUGCAAACACAUCGCCUCACGAGGUAGCCAGGAGCUUGGGGCUCUCGCACGAGGGCCCCCUCGGUGAACUCCAGGACCAUCACAUCUUCGCUACGAAACGAGCCGAUCACGAUUUCGUCAAGCGAGAACUGGCCCAAAGACGAAAGAGGCGGUCGGUAGGCGAGAGACACGUCCUCGAUGGCGUUCUCUUCUCCGAGAAACAGGGGCUUCGACAACCGUGGGAAAAGCGCAUCAUUCCCGAACAACCAGGACCUCUGCCCCGUCCCUCGAGGGCUGUCGAUGAACCGGUGGAAUCGGCCGUCCGCAAACAGACCGAUCUAACUCGGAAACUGGAAAUCAACGACCCCAUCUUCCAUAAACAAUGGCAUCUCUUCAAUACCGUCCAAGUCGGUCACGACGUCAAUGUCGCCGACCUGUGGCUCGAGGGCGUUACGGGGAGCAAUACCACGGUUGCCAUCGUCGACGACGGCCUAGACAUGUACAGCGAUGACCUGAAAGACAACUAUUACGCGUUGGGCUCCUACGACUUCAACGAUAAAACAGAGGAGCCGAAGCCCCGCCUGUCAGACGACAGGCACGGAACCCGGUGCGCCGGUGAAGUGUCGGCCGGCAGGAAUAACGCCUGCGGCCUGGGCGUGGCAUAUGACUCCAAGAUUGCCGGCCUCCGAAUCCUGUCCAAGUUGAUCUCAGAUGCGGACGAAGCCGUAGCCAUGAACUACGACUUUCAGCAUAACCAGAUCUAUUCUUGUUCAUGGGGGCCGCCAGACGAUGGAAAGAGCAUGGAUGCGCCCGGAAUUCUCAUCCGCCGCGCCAUGUUGAACGCCGUGCAGAACGGCCGCCAGGGUCUGGGCUCCAUCUACGUCUUUGCCAGCGGCAACGGGGCGCAGAAUGAAGACAACUGCAACUUCGACGGCUAUACCAACAGCAUUUACAGCAUUACGGUCGGCGCCAUCGACAGGAAAGGCCAGCACCCGAGCUACUCUGAGAAGUGCUCCGCCGGGCUAGUCGUGACCUACUCCAGCGGCGGCGGCGACGCCAUCCACACCACGGAUGUCGGUCAGAAUACCUGCUCGAACGGCCACGGCGGCACUUCUGCGGCCGCCCCGCUCGCAGCUGGUAUUUUUGCCCUCGCUCUUCAGGUGCGCCCGGACCUGUCCUGGAGAGACAUGCAGUACCUCGCCAUGGACACCGCGGUGCCCGUCAACCUAGACACGGGCGACUACCAGGACACCACAAUCGGCAAGAAGUUCAGUCAUACCUUUGGAUACGGCAAGCUGGACAGCGCUGCCAUUGUGAAGGCCGCCAAGACUUGGAAGAAGGUGAAGCCACAGGCUUGGUUCUAUACUCCCUGGAUCCACGUCAACAAAUCGAUCCCCCAAGGUGACAAGGGCGUUUCUGUCGAUUUUGAGGUGACCGAGGACAUGCUCAAAGAUGCCAACUUUGCGCGUGUUGAACACAUCACCGUCACCAUGAAUGUCGAGCACGGACGGCGCGGUGAUAUCAGCGUCGACCUCAUCAGCCCCAACAAGAUCGUCAGCCACCUGUCGGUGACGCGCAAGUUCGACGAAUCCACCGAGGGCUACGAUGACUGGACGUUCAUGAGCGUGGCUCACUGGGGCGAAUCCGGCACCGGCACCUGGACCAUUGUUGUCAGGGACACCGAAGACAACACGCACAGCGGAAAGUUCAUCGACUGGCACCUCAAGCUCUGGGGCGAGACCCGCGACGCCUCCAAAGCCAAGGUCCUCCCGAUGCCAACCGAAGAAGACGACGACGACCACGCCAAAAUCCCCACCAGCACCGUCGGCGCCAAGCCGACCCCGUCGACCACCGACCAGGCCAACCGGCCCGUCAACCCAAAACCAACGGGCACCGCAACGGGCGAGGCCGUGGCCCCGCCCGAGCCGUCCUCGUCCUCCGCCAACAAGACGUCCACCUGGCUGCCCUCCUUCCUGCCCACCUUCGGCGUCUCCGCCGCCACCCAGGCCUGGAUCUACGGCUCGCUCGUCCUCAUCGUCGUCUUCUGCGCCGGCCUCGCCGUCUACUUCUACCUCGCCCGCCGCCGCCGCCUGCGCAACAACCCGCGCAACGACUACGAGUUCGAGCUGCUCGACGACGACGAGGCCGACGCCCUCGCCGGCGGUGAUCGUGGUGAGAAGGGCGUCGCUGGUGGCGGUGGUGGUGGUGCUGGUGGCGGUGGUGGUAUGGGUGUGGGUGCUCGUGGUAUGGGUGGACGGCGUGGGGGCCGGACACGCGGUGGGGAGCUGUAUGAUGCGUUUGCGGGGGAGAGUGACGAGGAGGAUGGGGAUGAUGAUAGUGAUGAUUUUGGGGGUCGUGCCGGGGGUGUGGGGGGCCAGUACCGUGAUCGGAGCGGGUCGGGGUCGGAGGGGAGUGUGUCGCCGAUUCGCAUGAGCGAGAAAUUGCCUGGGCGGCGGGAUAGUGAGGAGUCGGCGGAGCAUCAUGUUAUUGGGGAUAGUGACGAUGAGGGGGAUAGUGAUGAGGAGGAUGGGGAUGAUGACCAGAGGCCGUUGCAUGCUGGGGGUCGGUAGUUUUUGUUUUUUCCGUCGUUGGGUGUCGCGCGUCGUUAAGGCGUUUUUUGUUGUCUGGUUGGGCAUAUCGUUUGGCACCUAGGUAGUAAGUAUAGCGGAUAGAUGUGUAUAAACGUGUGCGUGCGUGCAUGCUUGUGGGAUACGG